ACUUUUCUGCCCUCUUGUCUCUCCCUCUCGCUCACACACACUCUUAAACGCACGUACACACACAUACACACACAGACACAACAGAGGGGGGUUACAGUCCUAUUUAAGCCCUCGUGCCUCUCCGCCCCUCAGUGUCACGCUGCUUAUGAGCUGCAUAGAUAAUAAACACAAGGACGAAGAGGCGAAGCCACACGCUGCUUUCAGCUUUUGUUUUUAAAUAAUAUCAGUGCUCAGCUAUGGCAGCUCAGGACUUUAAUUUUCUACUCGCCACGGAUUCAUACAAGAUAACACAUUACAAGCAAUAUCCUCCAAAUGUCAGCAAAGUGUAUUCAUACUUUGAGUGCCGGCACAAGAAGGGAGCCCAGUUCAACGAAGUUGUGUUUUUCGGCCUGCAGUACCUGCUGAAGAGAUAUAUUGCAGGGCGUGUCGUCACAGAGGAGAAAAUCCAGGAGGCGAAAGUCUUCUACCAGAUGCACUUCAAGCAGGCGGUGUUUGACGAAGAGGGCUGGAGGAAAUUGUUGGAGAGAUACGACGGCCGCCUUCCAAUCCGCAUCAAAGCCGUUCCUGAGGGCAGAAUCAUUCCCAGGGGGAACGUCCUCUUCACUGUGGAGAACACCGACCCAGACUUCUACUGGCUCACCAACUAUAUUGAGACGAUGCUGGUCCAAAUGUGGUACCCCAUCACCGUGGCAACAAUCUCCAGGGAGUUCAAAAAGAUCCUGGCCAAGCACCUGAAGGCCACGUCAGGCAGCCUGGAAGGACUGGAAUUCAAACUGCACGAUUUUGGAUACAGAGGCGUCUCAUCACAGGAGUCAGCAGCACUCGGUGGAGCCGCUCACUUGGUGAACUUCUGCAGCACAGAUACAGUAGCUGGACUGCUAAUGGCCCAGCGCUAUUACAACUGCCCCAUGGCCGGGUUCUCCAUACCGGCUGCAGAACACAGCACCAUCAUCUCCUGGGGUCGAAGCAGAGAGAAGGAGGCGUACGAGUGCCUGCUGGACCAGUUCCCCACCGGCCCAGUGGCAGUGGUCAGCGACAGCUACGACAUCUUCAAAGCCUGCAAGCACAUCUGGGGCGACAAGCUGAAGGAGAGAGUAAUGGAGCGCAGUGAGGACUCCAUGCUUGUCAUCCGCCCUGACUCAGGAGACCCCACAGAGACGCUGCUGGAGGUGAUAAAGAUUCUGGAGGAGUGUUUUAGCUGCUCUCUGAACUCCGUUGGCUAUAAGGUGCUGCCGUCGUAUCUGCGCAUCAUCCAGGGUGAUGGUAUUGAUCUCCACUCCGUUGAUGAGAUCCUGAAGAAGCUCAUUGACGAGGGCUGGAGUGCAGAGAAUGUGUUUUUCGGCUGUGGAAGUGCUCUGCUGCAGAAGCUCAACAGAGACACAUUAAACUGUGCUUUCAAGUGCAGCUAUGUGGAAACCAAUGGCAAGGGGAUGGACGUCUAUAAGCAGCCAGUGACGGACCCGUCUAAAGGAUCAAAGCGAGGUCGUCUUUCUCUGAGGAGAAACUCUGACGGGUUUAUAGAGACAGUGGAGAGGGGUGUCGGCAAACCUGAGGAGGACAUGCUGGUGACGGUGUUUGAGAACGGGACCAUUCUGCAGGAGUACGCGCUGGACGAGAUCCGGAAGAACGCCCGGCUGUGGGAGGAGGACCUGAGUCCCGCCCAGCAUAACCAGGACCACCCCACACCUCUGGAGAUCCACCAGAAACACAUCAUGAACGGGGUGCACUGAUCUUCUAAUAACACUGCCCCCCACCCCCCAUAUCAACGGACCAACUGACUCCCGGGCCUUACCCUGUUCUCACUAUGCCGUCUGUGUUCAUACGUUCAGAGCAGACAUGCAUGCGGUCCAUCCUUCACAAAAUUAAACGACCGUAUUGUGGCUGAUCUCUUAGCCAGUCAUAAAAUCAUCUUUUUAUUUAUUCCCCCACACAAAUGAACUAUUAAAUGAGCUACUAUCUGAA
Molecule: messenger RNA, 1962 nt
Organism: Astyanax mexicanus (Mexican tetra)
Lineage: Eukaryota; Metazoa; Chordata; Actinopteri; Characiformes; Acestrorhamphidae
Gene: nampt2
Product: nicotinamide phosphoribosyltransferase 2
Exons: 11
Coding region: 237-1730 (497 amino acids)
Biological process (GO): NAD+ biosynthetic process
Molecular function (GO): nicotinamide phosphoribosyltransferase activity
Source: RefSeq, a predicted model, not a curated record